AUGGAUUCUUUCUUGUCAAAGGACUCUUUCAGGAUUCCUCCAUAUCCUAUAUCGGAUGUGUCGGUCUCCACUAUUAAACUAGCCUUCGGGUUUAUCAGAGAUGAACACGGAAUUGAUUUGACAAGGGCUUUGAUUUUUUGGACUAUUUUGGAGCUAUGGGACUUGGUGGAGCACGGGUUCGUUGAUGUAUUAGAAUCCACAAUAGAAGAAAAGAAGAGACUACGAGAAACCAAGAAAAAUGAUGUCAAUGCUCUGUUCAUUAUUCAAGCAAUUCAUGAGACUAUUUUUUCACGAAUUGCAGCAGCAACCACAUCAAAGCAAGCAUGGUCAAUUCUACAGAAGGAGUUUCAGGGAGAUUCAAAAGUCAUAACAGUGGAAUUGCAAUCUCUAAGACGUGAUUUUGAAACUCUGCUCAUGACGAAUGGCAAAUCAAUUGCUGAAUUUUUGUCAAGAGCAAUGACAAUAGUCAAUCAGAUGCGUACCUAUGGAGAGAAAAUUUCAAAGGAAACAAUUGUUGCAAAGGUGUUGAGAAGUUUAACUCCAAAGUUUGACCAUGUGGUGGCUGCCAUAGAAGAAGCUAAGGAUCUAUCAAUACUCUCCGUUGAUGACCUGAUGGGCUCGCUUCAGGCUCAUGAAGCAAGAAUCAAUAGAUCAUUAGAAAGAAAUGAAGAAAAGGCACUACAAGUGAAGGAGAUAGGCAACAAUGAAGGCAACGAAAAAAAAAAUAUUCCUUUAGUAGGAAGAAGUCGUGGAAGUGGAGGAUUUCGCAGCUUCUAUGGUGGUUGCGGUAGCAUGGGUAGAUGGAGAAAUGAUUGA
Cucurbita pepo subsp. pepo (vegetable marrow) is the source of this 816-nucleotide messenger RNA. The record is from RefSeq and is a predicted model, not a curated record. Lineage: Eukaryota; Viridiplantae; Streptophyta; Magnoliopsida; Cucurbitales; Cucurbitaceae.